CAUGGCUUGCAAAGGUUCAAUUUCUCGGUGUGGUAAAUCACCCAAAGCUGGUAAAGCUUCCAGGAUAUUGCUCUAUAAAUGGAGAAAGAGGGAUUCAACGGCUAUUGGUAUAUGAAUAUAUGCCUAAUAGAAGCUUAGAAGAUCAUCUUUUCAACAGGGCUUUGAACCCUCUUCCUUGGAUCACGAGGUUACAAAUAAUGCUUGGUGCUGCUCAAGGAUUGGCUUAUCUACAUGAGGAACUGGAAGUCCAGGUGAUAUAUCGAGAUUUCAAAUCCUCUAACGUGCUCUUAGAUGAGGACCUUAAGGCGAAGCUCUCAGACUUUGAGCUUGCUAGAGAAGUGUCAAAGGGUGACCGUACUCAUGUAUUGACAGCGGUAGUAGGGACAUAACUAACUGGCUGGCGCAUGAGCGCCUCAUCACCAAUUCACUACCGUCUUCCAAUCUCCCUUGGAUAUUGACUCACUGUGAUUACCUUUUUAAUUCUCACUGUAUUUCGUUCGACCAAUAACAAGUAAUUAACAACAUAAUAUACACUUAUUUUGUGAGCAUAAUUUGUGGGAAGGAGGGCAUUUAAUCUCCCCCAGGGCCUUUUUCUCUUGGCUCGAAGCUGCUGCUGAAGUUUAAUGAAAUGCUUUCUUAAUGAAUGAA
Molecule: messenger RNA, 648 nt
Organism: Rosa chinensis
Lineage: Eukaryota; Viridiplantae; Streptophyta; Magnoliopsida; Rosales; Rosaceae
Product: probable serine/threonine-protein kinase PBL20
Exons: 3
Coding region: 120-389 (89 amino acids)
Biological process (GO): protein phosphorylation
Molecular function (GO): ATP binding; protein kinase activity
Source: RefSeq, a predicted model, not a curated record